This is a messenger RNA of Teleopsis dalmanni, 2094 nucleotides long. Its product is annotated as zinc finger Ran-binding domain-containing protein 2-like. The record is from RefSeq and is a predicted model, not a curated record. Bases 250 to 1254 code for a protein of 334 amino acids. Gene Ontology annotation, biological process: RNA processing. Gene Ontology annotation, molecular function: RNA binding; lipopolysaccharide binding. NCBI's taxonomy places the organism in Eukaryota, Metazoa, Arthropoda, Insecta, Diptera, Diopsidae. The transcript has 3 exons.
ACUAUCGACAAAAGCGCCAUUACUGUCAAAAUGACAAAAAGAAGCGUUUCUAUGGUUUGUCGUCUUAUUUUUUUCAGCCAAAUUCUUUUUGUCGACGACCGGAUAAUAUAUAAAAAGCUAAUGCAUUUAUUUUUUUAUUAUAUCUAAAUGGAAUAAACUGUUACAGAAAGUUUAUAUAUUUAAAAAAAUCUUUGAAAUUAAAGUCUCUAAAUCAGUUUCUUAACAAAAUUGCUUUGGACAAUCGAUAAAAUGUCUGCUGUUGUGCCAGACAGUGGUGACUGGAUAUGUGGUGAUAGCGACUGUCGCCAUUUAAACUUUGCGCGGCGUACACAAUGUAAUAAAUGCCAACGUGAACGUAGCGUUGAACGUGGUGCAACACCGGCAAAGAAAAAGUUGGGCACAGAAAUUGGAAAAGCGGCGGCUGAAAAAUCAAGGGGUCUUUUUAGCGCUGAAGAUUGGCAAUGUAAUAAAUGUGGCAAUGUCAAUUGGGCGCGUCGACAGACUUGUAAUAUGUGUAACGCCCCCAAAUUCAGUGAUGAAGAAAGGACUGGUUACGGUGGUGGUUAUAACGAUCGUGGUGUUGUCGAAUAUAAAGAACGUUCGGAAUCUGAUAGUGAAUACGAUGAAUUUGGUAGACUGAAAAAACGUAAAAUUGCAAGUAAAGACAACAAUUCUGAUAAUAAGCAUAAAAAACUUGAAACCAGUGAUGAAGGCGAAGAAGACGAUGAAGAGGAUGGUGAUGAAGAUCUUUCCAAAUAUGAUUUAUGGGGUGAUGAUGAUGCUCCUACCAAUACAUCACCGAAAAGCAAUAACAAUGCGCAGGAAGUGAAAACCGAAAAUAAAACUAAUAAUAAAAGAUUGUCUCGCUCAAGAUCAUCUUCCCAUACGUCCAGAUCAACAUCGACUUCCUCGACAUCUUCUACCUCAUCAACAUCUUCCAGCUCAUCAUCUUCAUCAUCAACUUCGAGCAGCACUCGAAAAUCUCGCUCACCUGGAAAAUCAACAAGUAAUAUUCUCUUAGGAGGACGUAGAUCCCGUGAACGAUCUAAAUCAAGUUCACAACGAUCUAACACAUCAUCCAAAAAAAUAGAUCAGCAGUCUAAGUCACGUACCAGAUCUCGAUCAUCGUCUAUCUCUUCAUCUCAAUCAUUCAAACGAGGUAGCUUAUUAAAUAAGCGUAAUGAUUCCAGCCGUUCUCCAACAUCUAACAACCGCAAACGCUCUAGGUCACGCAGUCGCUCUCGUAGGCGUUAAUUUUUCGAAAUAGUCAGAAUUAAUUUAAUUUUCCUAUGUUAUCAAUAAUACCUGCAACCAAAUCUACACUUUUCAAAAUUGACUUUGUUUUCAUUGGAAUGGCCUGCAGAUUUUUAAUUUAUUUUAUUCAUAAUUUUAUUUAAUUUUGUGCUUUGUAUAUUAGUUUUUUCUUUUUAAAAGUUAACUACUACAGUAAUAAGUCAACAAAAUGUGCUUGAAAAUAAAAUUGCUGUCCAAAUAUUGCUUUCUUAUUAAUUAUACAUUUUUUCAAAAAAACAGUAUUUUUCAAUUGCAACUUUGCCUGAUUAUGCACUAGGACGAAAUAGUUAUAUCUAUUCUAUAUAAUUGCAUGAAUGUGUUUUCUUCUCCUUUUUGGUUUGUACUUAUGGAUUGCAUGAAAUCGUUUCGUUCUAUGCCCAACGCACGAUUAAACUACAAUCGCUCACUGAAGUAGUUCAUAACUCUCACUGUCCUCCAAUUUCAUGGAAUACAGUAGCCAAUAACUAGCUUAUUCUGCACAGUAUUAUAGAAAUGGAUUUGCUCAACUUCAUUUUGCCUCUUUCAUUCUAGCUACUGUAAUUUAAUCCUGCGUUGGGCACUAGUCUGUUAAUAGUCUUUAAGAUAUAAAAUGAUACUACCACUAUGGAUCCGAUACAGAAUGCUUAUAAUACAAUACUACCAUGGAAUAUUUCGUUGGAUAAUUUAUAAAUAUAUUUUGUGUCGUAUACACAAUACAUAAUUAUAUAGCGACACUCAUCAUUAGCUAUUUUUUAGUUCUUAUCAAAAACAACUUAAAAAUUAUAAACUGAUACUGCAAAUAAAUUGUUUUAGUAUAAUAAU